GGUCGUGAAAUGAGGGGGCGUAAUGGCGUAAAGCCAGGAAAUUAGAAAGAAAGUUGCAAUGGAAGAUAUAUUAUGAACGUCUUGCGGGUUUUUACCGUUUAUCUAUUUUACUUUGAAAAUUUUGUUUGUCAUAUCCCUCGGCUAUCAUGCUAAGUAAUUCGAGUUUUAGUUAUUAGAUCUCAUUCCAAUAUGAUACUGAUCUGUCAGUGUAGAAUGUGCUGUUUUUGGAUUCGAGUUUUAAUUUUAUAUCUCAUUCCAAUAAGAUACUGAUCUGAUACCGAUCUGUCAGUGUCAAAAGUGAAGUUUUUGGUUGACAUAAUGCGCAAUUUAGGAUGAAAAUUGGAAUGAUGUCAGAUCCAUGUUAGAUCAGUAUCACAUUAUAUGGUUAGAAUUGGCCUGUAUAGGACUAGCUACUUUAAACUAAAAACUGCUGUGGUUUGCAAGGUAACGAUGCACAACAUAAAACAAAUAAAUAUUACACGUGUUCGUAUUUCAUUUUCUAUCGAGCCAACUUUCGGCCCGAUUCGAAUAACGAGAUACGAUAACGAUAAAUUCUAGUUUAGAUAAGUUGUCAUUUAGAUAUCGUUUGUAUGUCGUAUGUCACUUUGACGUUAGAAAUAUCGUAGAUAGAUCUUAUUGGGAUCACAGCGAAAUCGAAAUAAACGUCAAUUUUGACAUGUCGUUUAGUUAUCGAUCUUGUAAAUAUCUUUCCUUUCUUUCUUUCCGUGUCUUAAUCAUUCUUUGAAUCGGGCCAUUUAACUUGUUAGGCCCUCAGCACACGGCGCGUAAGCGUAAGAAACGCGUAAGCGCAUCGUAAUAUGCGAGUAGAACGAGAGCCUAGUUUUGGUGUGAUUAUUUCAUAGCAUUGCCCUUCAUUAAAACGUGUAAAAAAUCAAUAUAAAAGCUUGUUUACUCCCCCUUUUACUUUGGCGUAAUCCUGGUGGAUAUCGAGGUGUAGCAUUCGUUAUAAAAACAUCGGCACCCGAUGGGGCAAAACAUGGCCAAAAUGCAUGAAGUACGAGUAAACACAAAUAAUGCCAAUAGGUACAUUGCCAAUAUAUCAAUAUAAUAUUAAUAUAUAUCAAUCCUUCUCAUGAUUGACAGCUACAUUGAUAAUGUUACCUACAUUCAUUAUCAAGUAGUAACAUAUGAUUACAAUGACAUAAGUCGAAAAAAAAUUCAAAACUACCACGGUAAAACUACAUUUAGGCAACAAUUUUGUAACUAAAUUAAUGUUUAUCAGUCAUGUUCUAAUUAUUUUCACAACUGCAAUACUCAGUGGUUUAGUUCCUAAUGUCAGUAGUAUCGAUCGCAAUAUAACUACAUUAAAAUAUUCCAAAUUUCGCGUAAAAAACGACUAUAGUAAACGGAGAACCUGCGGCCCGAGGACGAAUGCCUUAUUUAGUGUCGAUCAAGGCUACCCAAAUAAAACUACAAAAUGUAUCUGAAGAGGGAAGAACGUUAUAUGUGUGGGACAGUUUUUGCGGUGGGAGCAUCAUACAUCCUAGCAAAGUGCUUACAGCUGCACAUUGCUUUGAGUUGAACAACUUUUUCUUGGUGAAACACACAAGCGCUAUAAGAGUCGUCGCAGGCAGCUUACAGAAUGAGGUGGUGCAUACAGGCAACACGGAAACCACGGCCGACAUGCAAUGGAGAGGGGUCCAGCGAUUGCGACUGCAUGAGCAUUUCAACUUCCCGCUUAACGAUAUAGCAUUAGUAAUAGUAGAUACGCCGUUUCAUUUCAACGCAAAUGUGAGCUCCAUACGUUACGUUCAGAGGGUAGUUGACUAUCCAGAAAUCUGCAAAUCGGGUGGAUAUGGAGAUCUGAGCUAUAAUACUGACUUAAGGUUGCGGUCAUCUGUUUUAAUGGUAGCUCUUAUCAAAACAAUGCCGCGAUGGCAAUGCUCCGGAAUCUGGGAGAUGGAUAUGAGUUCAUACGUUUGCUCGGAGUCGGUGGUCUCAGACGUGGCGCAGGGAGACUCGGGCGGGCCACUGGCUUGUACGGGGACUCGGGACCCGAACGAGCAACCUGGAAGGAUAUAUUGUUGGGAAUUGUGAGUGGUAAGAGCUUCGACAGGACGACAUUGUUCACGCGCGUAUCGUCGUACACAGAGUGGAUUGAGUCUAAUUCAGAUUCUAAAUUAAUGAGUAACUUCAUGAUUAUUUUGUUAAUGCAAGGGAUUUUUAAAAUAUAUACCAUGUUACUUUGC
This is a messenger RNA of Cydia pomonella (codling moth), 2210 nucleotides long. RefSeq names its product venom serine protease-like. The coding region runs from base 1393 to 2058 and encodes 221 amino acids. Gene Ontology annotation, molecular function: serine-type endopeptidase activity. The record is from RefSeq and is a predicted model, not a curated record. Lineage: Eukaryota; Metazoa; Arthropoda; Insecta; Lepidoptera; Tortricidae. Gene Ontology annotation, biological process: proteolysis. The transcript has a single exon.